Myiozetetes cayanensis is the source of this 749-nucleotide messenger RNA. RefSeq lists its product as uncharacterized. Lineage: Eukaryota; Metazoa; Chordata; Aves; Passeriformes; Tyrannidae. The record is from RefSeq and is a predicted model, not a curated record. The coding region runs from base 1 to 642 and encodes 213 amino acids. The transcript is spliced from 4 exons.
AUGGCGCCGCUGCCGCCCCUUCCGGAGCGGCUGGGAAGCGGCGGGGCGGGAGCGGAUGGUCGGAUGGUGGGGUUGCCGGGGGCUCCGCGGGACAGGCCGGCAGGUGUCGGCGCUCGGCGGGCCGUGGGACUGCCCCGGGCACGGCGCUCCCCGACCGCGCCGGGGAGGGGGCGGACAGGGGCCCGUCCUGCGCCCUCGGCUUGGGCCGGCCCGGCCGUUCCUGUCCGGCUGCUGCCCUCGGUCACUCCGCCCCGGCAGGCGCUUCCUGCGAGUCAGUGUGAAACUGACAUCGCAGAACAGCGCUGGAAGACACCGCUAGCGGAGGUGCUGGCUGGGAAUAACACCUGCUCGAAAGCAAAACAAAAGAACUGUACCCCGAGUGUGACCAUAAAAUAUGAUUCUUUGCCUGCUGCACCAAACUCCUUAAGUACUUCUUUUGCCAUUUGGUCACUUGGCUUCAACUACAAUGGCGCGCCUUUGCAGCUCUUCAAGGAAUCGGCAGCACGUAACAGCCAGGCUCGUCUAUACGACACCAGGGAUCCGGGACACGUUGCGGGCAAUGUCCUUAUGAUCACCUCCGCUGCGAGAGAGGAACGCUGGGAGACACGAGCAGGAGAAGUUGCUUUAAGUCUCAUUUAUUGAAGAUUUUACAAAGGUUUUUAUAAUAUUUUACGAACAGCAUGCGAUAUUCGUAUUGGACAAAACUAUGAUUAUAGGUUGCUUACUUUGUUCUAAUUUGCUAUAGAUAU